UUAACUCAGGAAAACCAAUCAAUGAUUUGCACAUGUUUGGAUCGGCCUAAACAGGCUGCUAUGAUAUUAGUUACUGGAAAUUAAUUGAAAAAUGCAUCCUGUUUGAAGUCCCAGUGCUAGGCAUCAUUAUUAACUUCUAGUUUAGCACUGGUGAACAGGUCUGCAGCAACAAAAAUUCUGUGAUUGAUAUCUCUGAGGUCCCUACAUUACAAUUUGGCUACAUCUGUCCAUUAUUUUACUUUUUCUUCUAAGACAGAUCUUAGGCAGCAUAAUAUAUGACGUUCCAGGAAUUUUAUUUUGGUUGGGAGAGGUGGCUGAAAGAGAAUGAUUAGUUCCAGGAAAAGGUACUUCUGCUUUUUAUAUGCAUGUAUAGCUCCUUUAUUAUCAAAGAUCAGUUAUAGCAUAAUUCUACCAGAUCAGAAUGGACAGAAGAUUGUUUGAUGCUGCUCAGACUAGAAACAUUGACAGCUUGCACCAAUUGCUGAGAGAAAAUGCCCUCCUCCUUGAUCAAAUUGCACUUUUUUCUUCUGAAAUUCCCUUGCACAUAGCUUACACUGCUGGGAAAUUUGACUUUGUCAAGGAGAUUAUCAAUUUGAAACCUGAUUUGGCCAAAGAGGUUAACCAAAAUGGUUUUAGCUUCAUGCACAUGGCAGUUGUCAGCGGGCACCUAGAGAUUGUUAGCGAGCUAAUGAAAGUUGAUCCCUCUCUUUGCCGAUUCCAGCAGGGAACUCAUGACAUGAAAACUCCUUUUCAAUUUGCAUCCAUCAAAGGGAGGGCAAAUGAAAUAAAUGAAAUGCUUUCAGGUUGUGCUGAGUGUAUUGAAGAUGUGACACUUCAAAAAGAGACUGCCUUGCAACUUGCUGUUAAGUGCUGCCAGUUUGAAGCAGUUAGUGUCCUAGUUCAUUGGAUAGGGUUCUCAACCUCUCUUUACAUGAUCAAAAUCCUCACCAGCAAAUUUCCCUUGGAGUUCGAGCUUGGUAUGUGUAUACUGGCCAUGUUUUUCUCGUACAACACUGCAUUAACAUACAUUUCUGCAGACGAUGUGACGGUGGUGGUCAUUAUUAUCACUGCAAUCUUAUCUUCAAUUACACCACUUUUGAGCAAGUGGAUACAAAGAUUGAUAGGGUGGAUUAUAAAGUUUACGGUGGAAAAUAUCCAUAACAUCAUUUGAACUUUGAAGUAUGGAAUGCCAGUAAUUUCAUGAAAGGCUGUAAAUACUUACAUCCUUUGCUUCUUACUAGCCAAAGAACGGUAAUAUGGAAGAAAGUGAAGUGCAUCCUCACACUAU
Messenger RNA from Durio zibethinus, 1288 nucleotides. NCBI's taxonomy places the organism in Eukaryota, Viridiplantae, Streptophyta, Magnoliopsida, Malvales, Malvaceae. The record is from RefSeq and is a predicted model, not a curated record.